AUGAGCUGCACGACUGGGAGUUCGGUUUGUCGGGAAGUCCGACAAGAGUCAAUCGGAGUCCCUAUGCGUUGCUGGUGCGGGAGGAAGGUGGAUUUGCUGGUGUCGAAGACCAAUGAGAACCCCUAUCGGAGGUUCUACCGUUGCCAGGGCGUGUUGCAGCGGAAGUAUGAGUCACACCUAUUCAAGUGGGUAGAGGUAGCUAUGCCGGAGGAGUUCGAGGAACAAAGAGUGGAAAUUGGGAAGGCUUUUUCUGAGUUGGAGAGGAUGGCAUGGGAGAUUAGUGGCUUGGGUCGCAGUCUGAAGUCUGAAAUGGGGAAACUAGAGGCUCAUGUUUGUCAAUUAGAGAAUGACGUCAAAGUGAGGGAAGCAGAGGCAUGUAGGAACACACAGAGGGGCGUGGUUGGAGUGGCGCCUCAUCUUGUGCUUGCAGUUUGUGUCGCUGGUGGGUUAGCUUUGGUGUACAAAGCGCUGUGCGGGUAG
This is a messenger RNA of Brassica oleracea var. oleracea, 480 nucleotides long. RefSeq lists its product as uncharacterized. Gene Ontology annotation, molecular function: zinc ion binding. The record is from RefSeq and is a predicted model, not a curated record. The coding region runs from base 1 to 480 and encodes 159 amino acids. The transcript has 2 exons. NCBI's taxonomy places the organism in Eukaryota, Viridiplantae, Streptophyta, Magnoliopsida, Brassicales, Brassicaceae.